Molecule: messenger RNA, 1076 nt
Organism: Durio zibethinus
Lineage: Eukaryota; Viridiplantae; Streptophyta; Magnoliopsida; Malvales; Malvaceae
Product: translation initiation factor IF3-4, chloroplastic-like
Biological process (GO): translational initiation; ribosome disassembly
Molecular function (GO): ribosome binding; translation initiation factor activity
Source: RefSeq, a predicted model, not a curated record
CAAAAAAUUGUAACUUUGUUUAUCAGAUAAGCAUAUUCCCGUUUUCGCGUGUGCCAAACUCCUAUAGCACACAGUGGAAGUGCGGAACCAAAGCCAUGGCUGGGAUCGCCACCAGCUUCCCUUUCAAGCCCCUCCCAACUAGAACCACUAAGCUGGUACCUUUACUUCUCUCUUCCCUCGAAUCUAAGCUCUUUGAGCUCCAUUUCCGCUACCCAAAUAGUUUUUCCUCUUCUUCUCUUCACUGCUCUGCUUCUAUAACUACCCGUUUCGCUGGUGAUUCCCGGUUUUCGGGUCCCGUUCGGUCCAAGCAGAAAGAUGAAGACCAGGACCUUGAUUUAUCUGGCAUCGGGUCAGAUUCUGUCAGGCUUAUUGAUGAGCAGCAGAAUAUGGUUGGGAUAGUGUCUAAAAGCCAGGCCAUUCAAAUGGCUGAAGACGCGGAGCUUGAUUUGGUGAUAUUAUCCCCUGAUGCAGAUCCUCCUGUUGUCAGAAUAAUGGAUUAUAACAAGUAUAGAUAUGAACAACAAAAGAAGAAGAAAGUACAGCAGAAAAAAACCGGUCGCAUGGAUUUGAAGGAGCUGAAAAUGGGUUAUAACAUUGACCAACAUGAUUAUUCUGUACGUUUGAAAGCUGCAAGGAAGUUUCUGAAAGAUGGUGACAAGGUGAAGGUCAUAGUGACCUUGAAAGGGCGAGAAAAUGAGUUUAGAAAUAUGGCUAUGGAGCUUAUCAGGCGUUUCCAGAAUGAUGUAGGGGAGCUUGCAACUGAGGAGAGCAAAAACUUCAAGGACAGGAAUAUAUUUAUAGUUUUGGUUCCAAACAAGGUUCUUCUACAAAAAGCUCAAGAUCCAGGAAAGAAAAAAGAUAAGCCAACCAAAGAUGAAGUCUCAGCUGGUGUCUGAGUAUCAAAUCUCUAAGAGAAAGUGUUUUUGGGAGCAUAACAGUCAACAGGUAGAUUUAUAUUCUUCAACUAUGGGGUUGGGCCUUGUCCUUGGAAGUCUUGUAUAGUAUAUGAGUCUGUCACAACUCAAAGCCUGUAUUAAAUAUUUGUUUGAUUUAAUAGCAGAAGCAACCUUUUGGUA